Messenger RNA from Drosophila rhopaloa, 1088 nucleotides. It is a transcript of the gene eIF3g1, whose product is annotated as eukaryotic translation initiation factor 3 subunit G-1. The record is from RefSeq and is a predicted model, not a curated record. The transcript is spliced from 2 exons. The coding region runs from base 133 to 942 and encodes 269 amino acids. Lineage: Eukaryota; Metazoa; Arthropoda; Insecta; Diptera; Drosophilidae. Gene Ontology annotation, cellular component: cytoplasm; eukaryotic translation initiation factor 3 complex. Gene Ontology annotation, molecular function: translation initiation factor activity; RNA binding.
CCAUCCACAAAGCAUCGAUUAAGUAAUCGAUUAGGCCAUCGAUAGUUCUUUUCGUGUUGCUGCUUCCAAUCGCAACGAAACUCGUGGCGAAAUUUAAUAAAAAUUCGCUGACAAUUUGCAUUGCAAAACAAAAUGCCGGGCGUUGAAACGAUCAAAUCCUCUUGGGCGGAUGAGGUGGAGCUCGACUACGGCGGUCUGCCCCCGACCACGGAAACGGUGGAGAAUGGACACAAGUAUGUGACGGAGUACAAGUACAACAAGGACGACAAGAAGACCAAGGUGGUGCGCACGUACAAGAUCUCCAAGCAGGUGGUGCCCAAAACGGUGGCCAAGCGCCGCACCUGGACGAAGUUCGGGGAGUCGAAGAGCGACAAGCCGGGCCCCAACUCGCAGACGACCAUGGUGUCCGAGGAGAUCAUCAUGCAAUUCCUUAACUCCAAGGAGGACGAGAAGGCCAACGAUCCGCUGCUGGAUCCCACCAAGAACAUAGCCAAGUGCCGCAUCUGCAACGGGGAGCAUUGGUCGGUCAACUGUCCGUACAAGGGCACGGCGAUGGACACCAAUCUGAUGGAGAAGAAGGCCACCGCCGCCGCAGCGGCCGCCGUGGAUGCCCCCAAGUCCGGAAAGUAUGUGCCGCCGUUCCUAAAGGACAGUCAAAAGGGCGGAUUGGGAAUGCGCGGGCGCGACGAUACGGCCGCCAUCCGGAUAUCCAAUCUGUCCGAGUCCAUGACCGAGGCGGAUCUGGAAGAGCUGGUAAAGAAGAUCGGCCCGCAGAGCAAGAUGUAUUUGGCGCGCGACAAAAAUACCGGACUCUGCAAGGGAUUCGCCUACGUGCACUUCAAGCAGCGUAAGGAUGCGGCCGCCGCCAUCGAGAUCCUUAACGGCCACGGGUACGACCAUCUGAUCCUCAGUGUGGAGUGGUCCAAGCCUCAGAACAAUUAGAUAGUCCCGUUCUCGUUCCCGUUCCCAUUGCCCGCGUUUACUGCUUAUAGGAGUUCGUACGGAUUGAUCACACAAAAUGUCCCUAUGCUAUAUAAGUUUGCUACAUAUAAAUAAAUAAAACUGCCCGCAGGGGCACCGACAAAAAA